AGAACACGGAGCACCCAACCUGGACAAGCACAACGGCCAUGACCAACGUUCUGCUACUUGCUGCUUUGGUCCUGCAUGUUCUCCAACAAGGGAACACCAGCAAGAAGUUACCUGGAGUUGAGCAAUAUGAAACCGUUUAUCCCCGGAAGCUGCACACGGUGCAUAGAAGAGACACAGAAAGACACAAAGAGACCAAAUACGACGACACGCUGGAGUACGGCAUCAAAGCCAACGGAGAGGAAGUCAUCCUGCACCUCCAAAAAAAUAAGAAUCUCUUAGCUAGAGACUACACUGAAACCCUUUAUUCUGAUGAUGGUCGACAAAUAACAACAAGUCCUCAGAUCAAGGACCACUGUUAUUAUGAAGGUUACAUUCAGAAUGAUGCUGAUUCCAGAGCAAGCAUCAGCACUUGCAAAGGUCUAAGUGGAUAUUUUGAGACACGUGGCCAGAAGUACCUCAUUGAGCCCUUGGGAACUUCAGACAGGGAUGAACAUGCAGUCUAUAAGUAUGAGAAACUCGAAGACAAGUCCAUAAAGACCUGUGGUGUGGUCAAUAGCACUUGGGAAGAGGAUUCAGAUCACCCCAUCAAUGACCUCUUCAAAUCCAGCAACAGUCCAGAAAUGAAAGCCUACCUGAAAGCAAAGAAGUAUCUGGAACUGUACAUAGUUGCAGACAACACUUUGUAUAAGAAGUAUGAUGAAGAUGUUAGAACUGUAAGACAAAGGAUAUUUGGAAUAGUCAAUUACAUCAACGUGGUUUAUAAGGCCAUAAAUAUCUACGUGGCUUUAAUUGGCUUUGAAAUCUGGACAGAUGGUGACAAAUGCAAGGUGAGCCGUGUUCCUGGAUCCACUCUGGACAGUUUCUCCAAGUGGCGUCUCUCAGAUUUGUUACCGAGGAAGAGGAACGACAACGCGCAGCUCAUCACGGGCUACGACUUUGAGGGGACCACCAUUGGAUUAGCCUUUGUAAAAACCAUCUGCAGUGAUUCACUUUCUGCAGGUAUUAUUCAGGACCACAACAGAAAUGAAAUUGCAGUUGCAGCUACCAUGGCACACGAGAUGGGACACAACCUGGGCAUGAACCACGACACCGACGCCUGCACGUGCAGCGACAGAGUUUGUAUCAUGACAGACACUGUCAGUGCUAUCAUCCCCAAGGAAUUCAGCUCUUGCAGCCUCCAAAGUUUUGAGAAAUACAUGCUGAGUGAGAUGCCAAAAUGCUUAACUAACAUCCCAGAUACAAGCAGCAUCGUUGCACCUCCAUCCUGUGGGAAUGGCUUUGUGGAAAGAGGAGAGGAAUGUGACUGUGGCACUCCUGAGGAGUGCACAAACGACUGCUGCGAGCCCGAGACCUGCAAGCUGACAGCUGGGUCCCUGUGUGCACAUGGGGAGUGCUGUGAGAACUGCCAAUAUAAGAAAUCAGGAGCAGUUUGCAGAGCAGUUAAGCACGACUGUGACCUGGCUGAGAUGUGCACUGGCUCUUCUGCCAACUGCCCAGCAGAUCGAUUCCGUGUGAAUGGACAUCCCUGCAACUAUGGGGAAGGGUACUGCUACAUGGGAGACUGUCCCACCCGAGCAAGCCAGUGCAAGGCUGCUUUUGGACCACAGGCUACAGAAGGUGCUGCUUCCUGCUACGAUAUGAACGAGAAAGGGACCUAUUAUGGAUACUGUAGGAAAGAAAAAGGCAGUCACGUCCCGUGUGAAAAAAAAGAUAUCAUGUGUGGAAAGUUGUUCUGUACUGGUGGGAAGGAGAUGCCUCAGGAUGGGAACAUGCUGACUUUUGGUUCCUGCAAAUCAAGUUUUCCUAAAAAUGGAGAAGCAGACCCAGGGAUGAUUCUCAAUGGAACAAAGUGUGGGAAUGGGAUGGUGUGCAGCAAUGGAGAAUGUGUCCAUGCUGAGGAAGUCUUUCGAUCAACCAACUGCUCAGCCAAGUGUACUGGACAUGCUGUGUGUGACCAUGAGCUGAAAUGUCAGUGUGAAGAGGGAUGGGCCCCCCCGAGCUGCGAGAGCUACUCAGCAGUGACCAGCUUUGCUGUCGUGGCGGGCGUGCUGGCUGUGCUGGCGGGCACAGCGACCGCAGCCGUGCUGCUGCUGCACCGCCGGGGGCUGCACAAGAGGUGCCAGAUCAGAAGGGGACCUGGAGCCACAAACCAAAUCUUUGUGGAUCCAGAACAAAGAUGCAGAGAACAUCCUGUCCUGGCAGUGCCUCCUCAGAAGAUGACUGCUAAGAAGCUUCUGCCUGUACCUCCACCCCAGGAGAACAAACCACAAGCCCGGAGUCCUGCCUUAAGACCAAAAGGUCCCCCACCUCCUGUUCCACCUACCAAACCAACCUCUUCUCACACAGUAGAGAUGUUUGCACCCGAGAGAAAACCUGUUCACCUCCCCCUUCCCAAAGGCAAACCUCCACCCCCCCCCUCCACCAAAGGCUUUAAAACCUCCAGUUAAUCCCAGAGUAUGAAGCGCCUGGGGAGACCUGAAAUUUUCAGGGACAAUUUGUUUGUCCCUUGAUUCCUCAGCUUCUGGCAAAGACAACCAAGACAAUCUUCCUGUCCUCUUAAAAAAAAAACAAACAACAAAACACCUGACUGACAGCUGCUUUGGAAGGAAGCUUUGUUGUUUUUUCAAACAGUGAGGAACUCUUUGGUGACAACAUCGAGCUACUGUCCAGAAGGACACAAAGCAGAAUCUUUACUUGCACUGAGGUGUGGACUGGGAGUAAGUCACAAGAACUGCUUCCCACACCCUAAACUCCUAGGCUGCACCCCAAGCUGUGGCUGCACCCCAAGCUGUGGCUGCACAGGGAUGCCCUGAACCUACGCUGCUGUUCUGGGCACUGAGCUGAGAGGGUCAGGGCAAGUAUGGCUACUGUAUCUUUGUAACUUGUACAGUCUUACUGCAUGCCUGCAUCUUGGCCAGCCCUCCAGACCUUCUCCCUUCACCUGCAAAUGGCAAGUGCCAGGAGAAGAAAACUCCUUCCUGCCCUUUGGAGAGAAGUUGGUGUCAAGGCCUGAACUAGCACUGGAAAUGGAUUGAUUCUGGAAAGAUCCUUCGGGAUCAGGUUCUCUCAUUCAUCUGUAGAUUGCCUGUUAAACAAGGUUCCUCUGGUGAGUGGGAAGAACUGGAGAAAUGCUCCGAAGCAAAGUCAAGCUGCUCACAAGGGCUCCCUGAGCUCUGGCUGUGCUGGGGCAGCAAGAGCUGCAGCUCCCUUGGACAGGGAGAUCCAGACAAGCACAGUCAACAACAUCCUCAACCACUUCUUCCCAGUGCCCCUCAACUCCAGAAACAAGAGUCUUUCUCCCUUCCAGGACACACACACACACCCCUCAGUGUUUUUGUUUAAUUGCUCCUGCACCGAGUGUGUUACUGAAGUUCCUAAUGAGAACCAGGCUGGGCAGAGGGGUUGUUAUUAUGGGAUGGUGUGGCAGCAUUAGGCUUUGCAUGUUGGUUUAUUACUGAGGGUUCUUCAUUCACUCUGGCCUGCUGGCAUUGGCACUGUUGACCCUGGCACAGGUCUGCACCACACUCCUGGCCUUGGUGUUCCUGAUCCUGUUAGGGUGCUGGCACUGCUGCCACUGUUACCCUUGGCACUGGGAUCACUCCUGUGGCUGGCAUCAAUAUUUUUAAGUCGAAGCACAAAGAAGUGUUUUUCAAGGAACAAAAAUUUUACCAGGGAGGGGAAAAAAAAAAAGGAGCGAGAGAAACAAAACUGUCCUGGACCCAAAGUAGGCAAGGUUGAAUGGAGACUCCAGUUUGAACUGGAUCUGGGUUUGGAUCAGGAUCAAAAUGAGGAGAUGCAAAAGGAUUACAGUGGGGCUUCUGGAAGGCAGCUUCCAGCCCAUGGUUGGGCUAGAGGAGGCCCCAGGGCUCCCCAACUGCCAAGAUGUGCCCAGGGUCAGCCCAUGCACACUGACCUUCCCCUCUACUCGCUCUCCCCAGGGCUAUUGGGACUUGGAAAAAGCUCCUCAGAGGAGCUGGAACCUUCUACUCAAGCUGGUGAACCAGCAGCAGCAAAGAUUUCACCUGCUGAAAACCCCUGACAUCUUGCUGGGGUGCUGAACACACGACCAUACUGCUGCUUCUCCCUGGUCCUGGCAGUGCCUCUGGCUCAGAAAUGCACAGAAAACCCCAAACCCCCACUUCUUUUAGGCUAGGCUUGAUCUCAGGUUGCCAAUCAAGUGCUGUUUGCUCUGCAAAACACAGAGGUGAGGAAAUAAGUGUGAAAAAUGAGGUGGGGGUUUUGUUUUAGGACAGAUUUCAUUGGAAGAGCACAGCAUUUUCUGCUUUGAGCAAUUGCUUCUUUAUUCCAGUCAGAAAUGGGUGUUAAUCUGUCUGUAUUUGACACAGUGUGAAGAUCCAGAACUUCUUUUUCUGAACUGUAAUUCAUGUAUUUACAAAGAUUUCUAUAUUACAAGUA
Apus apus (common swift) is the source of this 4416-nucleotide messenger RNA. It is a transcript of the gene ADAM28, whose product is annotated as ADAM metallopeptidase domain 28. Gene Ontology annotation, cellular component: plasma membrane. Gene Ontology annotation, molecular function: metalloendopeptidase activity. Bases 39 to 2447 code for a protein of 802 amino acids. The record is from RefSeq and is a predicted model, not a curated record. The transcript is spliced from 24 exons. Gene Ontology annotation, biological process: proteolysis. Lineage: Eukaryota; Metazoa; Chordata; Aves; Apodiformes; Apodidae.